UCCCGGUUUACCCUUCCCAGUUUACCCUUCCCAGUUUACCCUUCCAACUUACUCCCCAUUAACCAUGGCUGCUGCGUUGGGCGGUCUUCCAACCAGCCCGACAAGUGAAGCCUCUGAUGACAUCUCAUGGCUCCUCGACCGAGUCAACACCUUCGAACGCAGCCCAAAGGGCCUGAUGGAAGCCUGGCAAUCAGCGCAGCAAGCUGAGUCGAAUUCGACGACGAAGGUAUUCUUGGACCAGGGCAAAUUCGCCUGGUUGGCAUAUCAUCUGAGCAAAGUUGCGGCAGAUCAGCCAACGCACUUCACGGGCCAAACAAUUUUGCGCAGGAAGAUCUCGGAUCUCGAAGGGAGGUCUCUAGCUUCCCGUAUUCUGACUGCAGAGAAACUUGCGGCUGGGCUCGGGUCUGACGUGAAGGACAAAAUCGAACGUUGGUGGACAUCAUCACAUCGUCCACGGCGUACCAAAAAAAGGCGCUUGACAGACCGCAAUUCCUAUCAAAGAUCUACGUCAGAAUAUACACGUAGCCCGUCCCCGACAAAUAGUACGAGCUCUGCUCUGGCCGUACAAGUCCAGCCUUACUCGCCUUUCGACACAUGUGAUCACUUUGCCGAAUACGAACAUGUCCUGGUAAACGCGUCUCUCCCGGAAACGAUACGCCUGUUCCCGUCAUCUCUGUCCGAUGCGAUCAAGAGGAUUCCUGACCCUGGGAAUGAGAAUGUCCUUGUUGCUUCUGUCUCGAUGUCAUUUCCAAACGCCCGGACCAACUUUGGAUGCCAGAUGGCACUAGAGAUCAUGGAUAACAAGAUAGACAACCUUGCUCGAGAUUUAUUUGACGCACGUUUGGAAACGACCGCUGGGCUUCGAUACUUUUGCCUUACGGACGGUGCGAAAUUACUACCGAAUCCUAAAUUUACUCUUCGAGGGUGCCGGCACGAUGUCAUUCCGGUAACGUUUGGUCCUGAGGUCACCAGUGCUAUCGCAGCAAGUCCGGCGUACCAGGAUGAUCUCAAACAAUGGCGGGGUCGCACCGAUUGUGUCUGGAUGGUCAUUUCACACAAGGCAAAUGCCAAGGCUGAACUUUGCGUCUCUAUGGGCCUGGUCGAGGGGACUCUGAUCCGACGUAAGCUGUACAAAUAGUUUGCAGAGACACACCAGUACCUAUUCAUUGGUUACCUUCCAGACACCGCCUAUACCACC
Purpureocillium takamizusanense is the source of this 1198-nucleotide messenger RNA. RefSeq lists its product as uncharacterized. The coding region runs from base 65 to 1138 and encodes 357 amino acids. Lineage: Eukaryota; Fungi; Ascomycota; Sordariomycetes; Hypocreales; Ophiocordycipitaceae. The record is from RefSeq and is a predicted model, not a curated record. The transcript has 2 exons.